Messenger RNA from Alosa alosa (allis shad), 1096 nucleotides. It is a transcript of the gene il17a/f2, whose product is annotated as interleukin 17a/f2. Gene Ontology annotation, molecular function: cytokine activity. Bases 68 to 475 code for a protein of 135 amino acids. The record is from RefSeq and is a predicted model, not a curated record. NCBI's taxonomy places the organism in Eukaryota, Metazoa, Chordata, Actinopteri, Clupeiformes, Clupeidae. The transcript has 3 exons. Gene Ontology annotation, cellular component: extracellular region.
GGAGAAUACAAUGAGUUGAGCAAUAUUGUUGAGUUUGUAUUUGUGAAUAAGACCACAAACAGAUGGGAUGGGGUUCAUUUGCUGCUUGGUCCUGCUGAUGAGAUGCUCUCUGGUGGAGGGCAGCAACUCGGCUGUUUGUUACCCCAAAAUGAAUUUCCUUGUGCACCGUCCGCCUCCCUCUGAGGGAUGGAAAAGGAGCCGAGAGCUCAACAGACAAUCACUUUCUCCCUGGAAGUGGAAGAGAAUCUUUGUGGAGAAUGGUAUUCCUCAGGUGAUCUACGAAGCAGUCUGUGAUGCGUCAUACUGCGAAUAUCCACAGAGUGACAUCGAAGCUCAGGGGAACCUCAACGCUGUGGCCAUCCACCAGGUGCACAUGGUCCUGCAGAGACAAAGAGGCAGGCCCAGGUGUUACGUCGCGCAUUUCAGACGCGUGGCAGUGGGCUGCAUGUGCGUCUGGGCCAAACAUUCACACUGAAGGACACUCCGCUUCAUGUGAAACAUUAUGAUCUGUAUAAUGUGUCCCACAACCACUUAAGCAUACCUGAUUCUAACAUUGAUCCUGACCCCCUAAUACAAAUUGUUAGCAAGCUGUCAUUAAUCAAUGGGAAAAUAAAUUGUUGUAAAGAUGCUAUGCAAAAAUAUGCCAUGUUUAUGUUUCAACAACUGAGAUAACAUGUUUAUUUGUGGGUCUGUGGACAAUGUCUUUGAAAAUCUAGCAGAUUGGACACAAAAUAAAUAAACAAUACAAGAUAAAGAGCUUCCACACAUGUCUUGUGCUAAUUAUUUAGUAUACUUAUACACAAUACUUCAUUACUUAUACACAAUACUUCAAUUCAUUUGGCUGGCACUGUUAUCCAACGUGACUUACUUUACAAAGUGACUUACAAUUUACAUUCUGGUUUUUGUGAAUCUAUGGUGCUCUCGCAGCAUAGAGACAGAUGCUUAAAAGAAAAUCCCAAUGAUUUUUCACAUACCGGUAGGUCUCUGUUUCUCGAAGUCACUGAGAACUGUCUGUAUGAAAACUCCCCGGAAAAUAAUCGGUUCAGCCUAUAGCUGCAGACAAUGACUUGAGCCGGCAGGCAGCUACAGUGCUACA